This is a messenger RNA of Brassica napus (rape), 468 nucleotides long. RefSeq names its product RGG repeats nuclear RNA binding protein A-like. Lineage: Eukaryota; Viridiplantae; Streptophyta; Magnoliopsida; Brassicales; Brassicaceae. Gene Ontology annotation, molecular function: RNA binding. The transcript has 3 exons. The record is from RefSeq and is a predicted model, not a curated record. Gene Ontology annotation, cellular component: nucleus; cytoplasm. Bases 1 to 468 code for a protein of 155 amino acids.
AUGGAAACUUUGAACCCUUUUGAUCUGUUGGAUGACGGCGCUGAGGAUCCGAGCCAGAUCGCCGUUUCCAUCGCUGCAGAUAAGCCUAAGAAACCUGCACCUGUUUCCGCCGUCUCUGCUAAGUCAUCUGCUCCGUCGAGGCAGCUUGCUCAACCUGAUGAGAUUCACUUAACACGAUCAGCAAUGAGAGAGGCUAGGAGUGAUGCUCCACGUGGCGGUGGACGUGGUGGUGGAGACGGUGGAUUUAGCCGUGGUCGUGGUGGUUACAACCGUGAUUUUAGAGGCGGUGAUGGUAACAGUAAGCCCUCUGAGGAAGCAGUCGUUUCAAAGCCUCUCUAUAAGAAAUGUAGUGUAUAUGGCGGUGCUCGUCGUGGUGGUGGUCGACGUGGUGAAGCUGGUGACGGUGAACGUCCUCGAAGGACAUUCGAGCGUCAUAGUGGAACUGACAGAGAAUCUGUUAAGCUUUAA